Symbiodinium sp. CCMP2456 is the source of this 274-nucleotide messenger RNA. NCBI's taxonomy places the organism in Eukaryota, Dinophyceae, Suessiales, Symbiodiniaceae. The record is from the annotation of a GenBank genome assembly.
GGCGAUGCAGGACCUGCGGAAGCCCGCGAGCAAGCUGCAUGUGUGCAUCAUCGGCGCCGGCAAGAUGUCCAGGUUGCUGCUGCUGGCGCUCUUCAGCAAGUACCCGGACAUCAAGGUCAGCCUCGUGAACCGCUCCAUAGAGAAGGCACAGGAAGUGCUCGACGACGAGUUGGUCAGGAACCGGGGCGGGUCGAAUGCGGAAGUCGUCCCGUUGGAGAAGAUGUUCGAGGUGAUGCGCCAGAGCGAUGUUACCUUCACUGCUACCGGCAGCAAG